Quercus lobata is the source of this 2438-nucleotide messenger RNA. It is a transcript of the gene CYP71, whose product is annotated as cyclophilin71. Gene Ontology annotation, molecular function: peptidyl-prolyl cis-trans isomerase activity; protein binding. The record is from RefSeq and is a predicted model, not a curated record. The transcript has 14 exons. Bases 158 to 2020 code for a protein of 620 amino acids. Gene Ontology annotation, biological process: protein peptidyl-prolyl isomerization; protein folding. Lineage: Eukaryota; Viridiplantae; Streptophyta; Magnoliopsida; Fagales; Fagaceae.
UCAUAAAACGAAGAAGCUCUCAUAGUUGUACUUGUAACUUGUAAGCCAGUUCAGCUCACUUCAGCUUGAAGCUCUGAAUCACAAAAUCAAAAUCAAAAUCCCCAAACUUUUUGAGCUCUGAAUUCUCCUUCCAGAAAACGCUAGCGAAUAGAGAAGAAUGGAGGAACCUCAAAACGGCGCCGUAGGCUCUGCACCAGCAGAGACCGAAGAGGAGCCCAUAGUCGGGCCGGGUCCUGCCCCGCGCGCCCGACCCAAGCGACCCCUCCAGUUCGAGCAGGCCUAUCUCGACGCGCUUCCCUCCGCUAACAUGUAUGAGAAAAGUUACAUGCAUCGCGACGUGGUCACGCAUGUGGCUGUCUCUCCAGCAGAUUUCUUCAUCACUGGAAGCGCUGAUGGGCAUUUGAAGUUCUGGAAGAAAAAGCCUAUCGGUAUUGAGUUUGCAAAGCAUUUUAGAUCCCAUCUCGGUCCAAUUGAAGGAAUAGCUGUUAGCGUUGAUGGGUUGCUUUGUGGUACUAUUUCAAAUGAUCGUUCUGUGAAGAUAUAUGAUGUGGUCAACUAUGAUAUGAUGGUCAUGAUUGGCCUACAAUUUGUUCCUGGUGCCAUUGAAUGGGUCUACAAACAAGGUGAUGUCAAAGCGAGGGUUGCCAUUAGUGAUCGGAACUCCUCAUUUGUGCACAUAUAUGAUGCUAGAUCUGGUUCAAAUGAACCGAUCAUCUCCAAAGAGAUACAUUUGUGCCCGGUAAAAGUUAUGAAGUACAACCCUGUAUUUGAUGCUGUGAUAUCUGCUGAUGUGAAGGGAAUUAUUGAGUAUUGGAGCCCCGCUACACUUCAGUUCCCAGAAAAUGAGGUGAAUUUUAGAUUGAAAAGUGAUACAAAUCUCUUUGAAAUUGUGAAAUGCAAAACUUCUGUUUCUGCUAUUGAGGUGAGUCCAGAUGGUAAGCAAUUUGUGAUUACAUCACCUGAUCGUAGGAUAAGAGUUUUUUGGUUCAGAACAGGUAAACUAAGACGAGUUUAUGAUGAAUCCCUUGAGGUGGCACAAGAUCUUCAGAGAAGUGAUGCUCCCUUAUAUCGGUUGGAAGCUAUUGAUUUUGGGCGAAGAAUGGCUGUUGAGAAGGAAAUUGAGAAAACAGAAAGCGCACCACAACCAAAUGCAGUCUUUGAUGAAAGCUCUAAUUUUAUUAUAUACGCAGCCCUCCUUGGGAUAAAAGUAGUAAACUUGCACACCAAUAAAGUUGCCCGAAUUCUUGGAAAGGUGGAGAACAAUGAUAGAUUUUUGAGAAUUGCGCUAUAUCAAGGUGACCGAAGCAGUAAAAAAGUUAGAAAAAUUCCUGCAGCUGCAGCAAAUGUAAAUGAGAGCAAAGAGCCUUUGACGGAUCCCACUCUUCUAUGUUGUGCUUUCAAGAAGCACAGAAUAUAUCUUUUCAGUCAAAGAGAACCAGAGGAGCCUGAAGAUGCAACUAAGGGAAGAGAUGUGUUUAAUGAGAAGCCUCCUCCUGAUGAACUUUUAGCUGCGUCAGAUAUUGGAAAAUCUGUGACAACAUCUCUUCCUGACAAUGUGAUUAUGCAUACCACAAUGGGUGAUAUUCACAUGAGAUUGUACCCAGAGGAAUGUCCAAAAACUGUGGAGAACUUUACAACACACUGCCGGAAUGGCUACUAUGAUAAUCUCAUUUUUCACCGCGUCAUCAAAGGCUUCAUGGUACAGACAGGAGAUCCUUUGGGAGAUGGCACCGGAGGGCAAUCUAUUUGGGGCAGGGAGUUUGAGGAUGAGUUUCACAAGAGUUUACGACAUGACAGGCCUUUCACCGUGUCAAUGGCAAAUGCAGGCCCAAACACUAAUGGGUCUCAAUUCUUUAUCACCACAGUGGCUACUCCUUGGCUGGACAACAAGCAUACGGUUUUUGCUAGAGUUAUAAAGGGAAUGGAUGUUGUACAGGCUAUAGAGAAAGUGAAGACAGAUAAGGGUGAUAGGCCAUACCAAGAUGUGAAAAUUCUAAAUGUGACUGUUCCCAAGUCUUAAAGUAUCUCGUUUCUGGUGGUUGAUCUGUCGAGAUCUGGUUUGUGGUCCUCAUUAAUGUCCUUUGGCUGCAAAAGAUUGUCAGGUAUGCCGUGCUUGCAUGUGAAAGGAAAUCAAAGAGUAACAUUACUGAAUUUGUAGCCUUAGCUGAAAACGUCUUGCUGAACCUAUUUUGGGAUCUUGUCUAUGUACGAAUAGUUUCUCUUGUUAAAUUUUAGUUUUAGUUUUCUUUUUGAUAGGGAGUUAACCUGUAUUUGGAAUGUUAUCUUAAUGCUUCCUGAAUUUGGGAGGGAGGUUUUGCAUGAGAUAAACUUUUUCUUUUAUUAUCAUUUUACUUAAAAGAUAAUUGUAUGUUGCUAUUUGUAUAAUGUUUUAUUCAUUAAAAAAAUGGUAGAAGAAAGAUACAGUGGGUUAAAAUUCA